AUGUCCGCCGCCACCCUUCCCCCGCAAGCUUCCACAGCCAACGCCAAUGCCCUUGCCGAUGCUCUCGCGGCGGCUUCCAUCUCAUCCUCUUCAUCGCCCAAACCAGAUGACAGCCAGGAACUUGAAGAUGGUGAGAUCAGAGAUGAAGAUGAUCAAGAACAGGAUGAUGGGAAGGUGAAGACUGUCUUUGACGAUGCCAGUCGAUUCAAUGUCAAGCACCCCCUCUACUCCACCUGGACGUUAUUCUUCGACUCACCACAAUCAAAACUCUUACCCAAGACACCUUCAUCCACACCAGCGACUCCCUCAGGAACACAUGGGGGGUGGAUGGAAGAUAUCCGAAAAGUAGUUGCAUUCGAUUCCGUCGAAGAAUUCUGGGGGUUAUACAACAACAUCAUCCCACCUUCGCAACUACCUGGUAAAGCCAACUACUACUUGUUCAAAGACGGUAUCAUGCCUGCGUGGGAAGACCCAAAGAACAAGAACGGUGGUAAAUGGUCGAUUCAAGUGCCUAAAGAAAAGAGUAAAGGUGCGAUUGAUAAGAUGUGGCUUUAUACCAUGCUCGCUGCCAUCGGUGAGACUUUCGAAACCCCCCUUCCUGGACCAAACGACAAAGAAGCUCCCGCUCCAACUCAAUCGGACUUGGUGACCGGUGUGAUUGUCUCUUCGAGACCUGCUUUCUACCGUAUCUCAAUCUGGACCCGAUCCGCACCCGACACAGCCCUUACCGACUCUGACCCUCUGAUGGCUCGGAUUCUCACCAUCGGUAAACACUUCAAAGUUUCUGUAUUGGGAUAUGAGCUCGAUCAGAAACUGGUCACUGGCGGAUUCCAGACUGAAAUCAUGUUUGAGAGUCAUAAGGACAGUGAGAAGAAAGGUAAUAAGAACAAGAUCAUCAUCUAA
Molecule: messenger RNA, 903 nt
Organism: Kwoniella botswanensis
Lineage: Eukaryota; Fungi; Basidiomycota; Tremellomycetes; Tremellales; Cryptococcaceae
Exons: 7
Coding region: 1-903 (300 amino acids)
Biological process (GO): translational initiation
Cellular component (GO): eukaryotic translation initiation factor 4F complex
Molecular function (GO): translation initiation factor activity; RNA 7-methylguanosine cap binding
Source: RefSeq, a predicted model, not a curated record